AUGAUUCCUCGCUACUCAAAUCCUCACUUCCUCAGUGCCUCUCUGGAAUCUACCUCACGUGCACAGCUUGUAGAUGAUGAGACUUCAGCCGAAGUGCGAGACGAUAGGGAGCGCACCACGAUGUUGGCUCAACUGGAGCAAAUGUUAAAGAGAUCAAUCGGCAAUCUUGAUCUGCAGCAAGAUACGAAUUCAGACGGGAAUGCGCAUAGAAAAAAGAGAAGACGAAAGGACGGUGCAGCCGAACCUGCCUCAGUCGAAGCAAUGCCUUUCCGUCUAGUCUCGCGAACCAUCGCCCCGAAGGCUAUCCAGCUGCGUGAAAAGACGCCUCCACCAAUAAAGGUUAAAGAACCGCCAUGCGAAGAUGACGCGAAUGAGGCCAAGAUUCGUCGGCAACAGGCACAAGCAGUCGCUGUUGACAUGGAUUGGCUGCUUAGCGAAUCUCGAAGACCACACCUCUCUCACAAGCCUGAUAACAACAUCGUCCACAUCGAUGCGGCCCUGCCAUUACCAGAAGCCGGUGUCAUGAUCGUCGAACGGCCGAAGCCUGCAAUUAAGCCGCUCAGAAGAGUCGCUCGUGCGCCUUCUGCGCAGGCUCGGCCGUCUCCGCAUGAGCUGAAGUACGAGACAAUACACUGCCCGAUAGUCAACUCAAAGCCCUCUGAGACCACAUCACGGAAAGUCAAGAAGCGACGAAAAGCGUCUCAUCCCACUCCUCCUCGACCGCCCGCCAUGUUCUGGCGUCCGCUGCGAGGAUGGGGCCCGAAGGUAAUGGGCUACGCCAUGGGAUAUGAAGGCAGCUGGGCUGUCUUUGAGGACGAUCCACAGCGGUACCACUACCAGCGAGACACAAUGCGCAAAGGUAUACUGUUGCAAUAA
Molecule: messenger RNA, 876 nt
Organism: Postia placenta MAD-698-R-SB12
Lineage: Eukaryota; Fungi; Basidiomycota; Agaricomycetes; Polyporales; Adustoporiaceae
Exons: 4
Coding region: 1-876 (291 amino acids)
Source: RefSeq, a predicted model, not a curated record